UUGUCGGUUGUAAAAUAUUUCACCCUUUUUUUUUAUAGAAGUAGUUUACAGAAAAAGUGGUAAUAUCACAAAAAACAUUUUUUAAAUUUUAUUAAAAAAUAUAUUCCAACUUUUGUUACUUAAUGUUUUUUAUUUAAAUUUCCAAUAUGGGACGUAUUUUAAUUAUAGUUCUCUCAUGUUUAAUUGUUGUUUUAAGUGCUCAAUAUUCUGGGGAUUCUUUUAAUCCAUUUGCCGAAUUAAAAUGUGGUGAUAUUUUUACAAGGGUUUGUGAAAAAUCGAAAUUUAGAACUAUGGAUGGUACAUGCAAUAAUAAAUUGCAUCCCACUUGGGGUAUGUCUUUCACGAGAUUUAAUCGUCUUGUACCAGCAAAUUAUGCAGAUGGAUAUUUUUCACCAAGAGUUGCUAAAAGUGGCAAAACGCUACCACUAGCACGUAUUCUCAGUCGAAUUUUAAGUCCGGACAAAAGAUUAAUUGACAAGAAGCAUACGGCAUUAGUGAUGCAAUGGGCACAAGUUGCAACCCACGAUAUGAUUCAAUCAGAUUUUCGCGAAGUUACACCGGAAACAAAUUGCUGCUCAGAACAAGGAAAAUUAGUUCGUGAUCCCGCCAAGUAUCCCCUUUGUUAUCCUGCUCUUGUGCCAAAGGACGAUCCUGAUUAUGCAAAAAGGGGUAUCGAGUGUUUUAAUUUAUUUAUUCGGAGAAAUACGGAUGUUAAUCGUGGAUGCUCUGCACAAAAUGGUGUUCAGAAUCAGUUAACAAUGACUACUGCUUACUUUGAUCUUUCGCUUGUGUACGGAUCGACGGAUAAAGAGGCUGCGAGUUUACGGGAACAUAAAGGUGGUAGAUUACUGACGGAGAUUCGUGGAGAUCAGGAAUGGCCACCACGUAGUGAUACGUGUGUCCCGAAUGCGGAAACUUGCUACAAAACAGGUGAUAAGAGGACAAAUCUAGGCGUUCAAUUAGCAUUCUUCGUGGUUGCUCUACUACGACAACACAAUCGAAUGGCGGCAGAAUUAUCAAAAUUAAAUCCUCACUGGGAUGACGAGAGACUUUAUCAAGAGACAAGAAGAAUUUACAUUGCACUCAGUCAACAGAUCACGUACAAUGAAUUAUUACCCAUACUUUUAGGGGAAGAGAAUGCGCAGAGGGAAAAAAUCACUUAUAAGACAAAUAAUUAUGUUAAUGAUUACGAUCCAUCUGUGGAUGUUGGUGUUGUAAGUGAAAAUGUUGCCGCAGUCUUGAGAUCUUUUCACACUUUGCUUAGCGCUGACUACAACAUGGUAAAUGAAAAACGUGACCCACCUCUCAAAAAAGCAAACAUAAAUUAUUUAUUUAACGAUCCAAAAAUCGUUGAGAAGGGUGACAAUUACCAUUGUCUUUUGAGAGGUUUAGCAACACAACCACAAGAAGGAGCCGAUCAAUAUUACGAUAAAAUGUUUACAGUUGACCUGUUUCUUGGGACAAACGUAACAAUUACUGAUGGACGAGCAUUGGAUAUUCAAAGAGGACGGGAUUAUGGCAUUGGCACAUACAAUCAAUGUCGAGAAUUAUGUGGCUUCAAACGAGCUGCGAAAUGGAAAGACUUUUUGGAUUUCAUCCCAUCCAAAGACGUGAAGCAUAUGAAGAAAAUUUACGAGAGUCCAGAAGAUGUUGAUUUGACGGUAGGUGGUUCAGUGGAAAAUCUCGCUUCCGGAGCACUAGUUGGACCAACUUUCCAAUGUUUAUUAAAUAAACAAUAUCUCAGAGCUAGAGUUGGAGAUCGAUUUUUCUUCGAAAAUGGAAAACGCGGAAAUCCUUUCACUUUAGAUCAACUGAAUGAAAUUCGAAAAUACACCAUUUCGAGAUUGAUUUGCGACAAUACUGAUACUAAAUCAAUGCAACGUCGUGGAUUCUUGCAAAUUUCGAAAGAAAAUCCACUUGUCGAUUGUGAAUCAAUUCCGAAAAUCAACUUAUCCCUUUGGAAGGAAUAAUAUUAAUUUCCAUAUUUUUUCUAAAACAAAUAUAAUGUGAAUUGUUGUAAAAUGAAAAAUGAAAAUAAAAUGAAAUUAAAUUAAAAA
Leptopilina heterotoma is the source of this 2057-nucleotide messenger RNA. Its product is annotated as peroxidase-like. Gene Ontology annotation, biological process: response to oxidative stress. Gene Ontology annotation, molecular function: heme binding; peroxidase activity. The transcript has 12 exons. Bases 147 to 1970 code for a protein of 607 amino acids. Lineage: Eukaryota; Metazoa; Arthropoda; Insecta; Hymenoptera; Figitidae. The record is from RefSeq and is a predicted model, not a curated record.